AUGGCUUCGGAGCUCGAGGGCUUGAUCGCGGCGCUCUUGCUGCUCAUCUCCUGCGGCGGAGAGCAGGGAUGUUCUGUGAGCGACCUUGUUGAUGCCAUCCAUAAUCCUUCCGGAUCUCAGCACGCUGCUCCUGGCCAACCUGAACAUCAUCCACCCCUUCAAAAUGAAGAAUCUGGCUUCCGCCAGCGCACUGCCUCCACCAUCUGGAAAUGGCUGGCAGCAAGGAGGGACGUAUCCAUCGGUCCCGAGAGGAACUACAACCACCUGUCUUUGGACGAGGUGUUGGCUCUGUCACAACCUCCAUCACCAGUAGACGAAGAAGAUGCCGCCUCUCCGGGAACAACCAAUCCCCAGAAAGCUGGAGACCAUGUUAGGGUGUACGCCUCUGAGGAAACCAUGUGGGAAUCGCUUACAGGCCAUGCCAUCGACUACAAGCGAGUCCCCAGAUCUGAGUGGCUCUUGUUGCUUGGAAUCGCCUCUACGACUAUGCAUGGAAUUCUGCAAGGCGAUCUCGGUCGACUCGUUGACCAAGAUAAGCGAUCAGUCCCUAAACGGACGGACGCCUUGCUGAAAAAGCGAUACAUUGUGAAGAGAACCACCCUCGUUCGAGGCACUAAGACAAGCAAGAUGUGGCUCAAACUGUUUGCUCCACCACUACCCAAGGACGGAGAUGCCAUCGAUGAGCCGCGCGCAGAGAUGAACCUUUCCCGUCAAGUUCUGGCUGCGAACCUCGAUCCGGUCCCAUGGCACGUCCGAUGGACCGGUGAAUCUGUCGAUUACACGGCGCUGGCCACCACAAUCCAGGCCGUUUCCAAGGAAUGGGGUGUGUUGCGGAUGCUGGACCUCAAGUCCAAACUCGGAGUAUUGGGAAUGCGUUGGCAGAUGAAGGUCUUGGCCAAAGUUUGCCGAUUUCUUAACUCUCGAGGAGUCAUCCAGUAUGUCGCCGCUAAGCUCGGUGACAAAGUGUUCAAGGAUUGUAUCAAGUAUGGCCGAGAUCUCAACGCCGAAGAUUGGUCUAUAUACCUUGCCACGGGGAAGCGCACAACAAAGCCUUCAAGAAACCCUGAUCUCGCCGCCGGCGAAGGCACUGAUGGGAAGUCGCUCUUCGGUCAAACGACCAACGCCUCGGAGGUAUCUUCUAGCCCUCCGUGGUCACUAGAUAAGCCCCUUCCCGCCACCAUUGCAGAGAUGGCCCAGAGACUAGGUGAUAAAGGGUUGAGUAACCCGGAUGUUUAUGGGUUAACACUAGGUCCAUCCUUCAGCAGGUACCUCUCAUCGAUGACCUCUGCCUUGGCGACCCCGAACCUCCAGCCGCCUCAUCUGAGACAUUUUCAAUUACGAAGUGAGCACACAAGAGUUGGAAAGAUAGCUUCGUAUCGAUACUUUGCCCAAAAAGGCUGUUCGCCGACGCCUGGCCAAUCCAAUGGGACUGAACCGCUAGAAUCGUCUCAGAAAGAGGGCAGCGAUGAAGGCACGGGCAACAACCCCACGCGUCCAUCACCUGAAUCUUUCUAUGGCUUUGCUCCGGUCUCCGCUUCAGCAUUGACUAGUAAACCCGCAGCUACGUUUACUGACUUGUGCACAACGGGGGUGGCACAUCGGAAAUCGAAAGGUCGCCCGAAAAAGAAACAACCGACAAAGUCAGUCAAAACUCUCCCAGAGGCAGCGAGACUAAGUGAAGAGGUGCCCCAGACGCCACAGAACGAUAUCAAACCCCAGGACAACGGCACCCGCCAGCAGGAUUCUACUCCUCAGCAGGAGAGCGUUCUUCAGCUGGAAACGACCCUUCAUGAGACCAACACGCCCCACGCUACAUGCGAUACCGGCAAACUCGUCGUGACAUUAAAGGUUUCUGCUGAGGCAUUGAAGGAUCUGAUCGAACAACCAACCUUACCAAUUCCGCCUCAGGCGAGAAAAACCAGGACGCCACGGAAAAUCUCAGAGCUUGUGACAGAGAGUCCGAUUGGAGUGACGGUUGACACGAGUAUCGCUUCCGACAUAAGCCAACCUGCCCCGAAGAAACGUGGCCGUCCACGACGUGGAACCCAGGCAGCACGACCCAGCGAGCCUGCCCCUGAUGCUCGCCCUUGGACGUGCGAAAAAUGCGGUGGUACCUGGAAGAAUGAUAUUGGUCUGAAGUACCAUCUAGAAAAGUCAAGGACUCCUUGUAACCCCUCGUUCGACCCAUCUGAGCCGACGCCACGACGUGGACGAAAGCCGGCCAAUUUGGAGACGGGAGAUCCAGCUUCACCAAUGCCAGCACCCUCUGGAACUCCACGAAACAAUAGCGCGGUAGCAUCGGAUUCAGGCUCGAAGGAUCAAGAUGAAGAUGAAGAUUCAGAGGAGGAGCCAACCCCAAAGAAAUCUCAACCCCGGAAACGGCCAAUGGCCACACCAGGAUUAUCUUCACGGCCCUCCGUCAGCCUCACCGGAGGUCCGCUUCAAGCGGUUCCAGAAUGGCGACGUCCUCCAUCCAUGAACUUCGACUCGCCAAGCAAAACCUCGGUACCAAGCACCAAUGGCGGAGCUCUCGUGCAAAGUCAGGAUGGGCAGUUGCGUCCUGUCUUAGGAUUGAAUGGAGGUCCCAAAUCAAGAUCUGGUACUCCGAAAACCGCCCGGAAGAAACAUCCCGCAAAGGGGGACAAGCCAAAGAUAGAGGAGGCGCCGCCUAGGGCACCGGAACCAACGGAUGAACCUGGUAGUGAGUUCUUUGCAAACAUAGAGCCAGGAGGAAAACCAGCAAGAAAAUCAGCACCCUCGACCAUUGUCGACAGUCUGCUACCCAAGGUCACUUGGAAUAGUCGCAUCUCGGCGAUUGUCAAGGAGAUCCUAGAGGAGCAGGCCGGCGUUUUCCCUGGAGGGCGUGGGCUGUGGCAUGCCAUCACGACGCGGUGGGGAGAGAGGUUCCCAAGAGAGACACUUCCUACUGUCAAGGCCUCCCAAGCUGCGCUCCGAGAAAUGUUCAAGACUAAAGCCGCGGCCGAACAUUGGCACGCUUUCCGUGACAGCAAGGGGAUAUUUUCAAAGUGCCAGAUUAUUGUGCUGGGUGCCCAAGAUCCGUUUUCAGCAGAAGCUAUGCACUUGGUGGAGAUGAUCAAGGAAGCCUAUCCCCGGACAUACGUCCCACCUCCAUUCACGGCGCCUCCUGGCGUUGAGGCGGCGAAAGAAAGUCGCCGUGGACGUCGGAAGCUUGGGGAUGAAGUUGAGACCUUGAGCGCUCCAGUUUACGUUGCCCAAGUUGCUGCAAAGAGAGCUAUGAACGAAUUUGAUGUAGAUGGUGCUCUGACAUCUAAGCGUCGAAAAGCAAGGGCCACAGACAUCGCCUCUUCCCCGGGUAGCCCCCGAAAGAGAACGCACGUCAGCUGGGCUGGUGCCGAUCAGGAAGAUUACAUCCCACAGCCCAUGUGGUCGGGACCCUCUGGGUAUUUGUUGAACCAAGAACCGUUGGAAACGAUCCAGUUCCUUGAGCCGAACACAUAUCUGCACGAUGAAUCAGCGCGGGUUCGUAAGCGCCGUCGUCUUUCGAAGGACUCUGUUAGUGAAUGUCUGGACCCGCGAUUAGUCGCGGACAGCGAGCCGGUCUGUAUGACAUUUGACAAGGCAAUUUCAGUCCUUGGUUCUGUCGGUACAUGGCCAUAUAUCAGUACCGUCGAUUUUGAGACCCAAGAUGGCAGUUAUACGUUGAAGGGCUGGAUGCCAGACGCUACGUGGUUUUCUUGGGCAGCAAUAGUCGAGGAGAUUGAGAUCCGAACUGCCGCUUUUAGUGGUCUCAAACGUCAGCCCAGAACGUGUACCGGGCAGUAUUACCGAUUCUUGGACAGGCUGUUUGCUUGCAUAGAUGUGGAGCGCUCGUGGGCCCAGUCCUUUAUCAACGCUCAUCCCGGCGCAACAGGGCCUCACAAUAUCUUCGUCAGGUUCUUUAGUGGAAGAGGAAGUGAGAUGAUGUUGCCAUCGGAGCCCCUAACAUGGCCUGCAGAGUGGCAACUCACACCGGAAUCUUUCCAACUCUCUCCUCAACAUGAUGAGGUUUCUGAGGAUUCGUCGUCCAGUGAUGAAGAAGGCACAUUUGUCUGGCCUAAAUUCCGAAGGCGCUUGGUCGAGCCCACCAGACCUUAUGCGACUGGUCUUCAGCUUAACAAUCGACAAGACCAACUCCGGGCUAAGCGUGUUCAACUUGUGGCGAGGUCCUUGACAUCCUUGCCCCCAGGAGUAGGGAAAUCUAAGACUGUCGAGGACAGUACCGCAGGAAAGGAUGCAAUUGACGACCCGGACAAGCUGCUUGCCGCCUUCAUCGCUGUUCGCGUCCUUCUGGGAGGCUCCGAUAAAGCGAUUGACUGGGGCCUGUUGCUUAAAUUAUUCCCAGCAAUCGACCUUCACCAUCUCCGCCGGUUUUGGCUGUCUGCUCGCAAGGAACAGGGGGCCUACGUUGCGAAACUAACCCAAGAUUUCCAGGAAAAGUUCCUGGUUGCAUACGAGAAGGGCGAGCUGCCUGAAAUUGACUUCGAUGCGCCCCUGGAAUGCGACUGGCAGGCGAUCAUUGCGUGGACUAUGCAGCUCCCGCGUCAAGAGGGCGUCCAAAUCCCGUCCACUAGGGGCCUUUUGGACCAACAAUUUUCCUCCCAAGAUGUACCUGGCCCCGAUGAGGACUGGAGAGAGAAGUUCUUUCAUCCCCAAUCUUCCGUGUUUGCUCGCUUUGAGGCAGCGACUGCGAGGCCCGCCGCUCUUGCUGUGGGCAAGAUGCAAAGCGGGAACAGUCAGAUUGUCACGAUCACAGACCUCGAUGUCACUAGAUCUUGGAUCAGAUCACUUUGUUGCACAGAUGAGACUCAGUACUCGGUGCAGCAGAUCAAGGACAAGUUCUCCACGCUGGCGAAUGGCGAUGCAAACAGAAACAACAUGCUUCUAAAGCAGGCAAUUGAUGACUUGACUCGACAGCGUGUCAUAUGCAGAAGCAAAAAGCCACCCCUCGGUGGCAGACCGUAUCGACUGAACGAGUCGUACAUGUAUGUUUUGGGAAAGCUAGCUCAGCAGGCCAAGUACCAAGAGGCGGCUGCCUUCAAGGCCAAGCUUGACACCAUUUUCCGUCGUGGGGAGACAUUGAAGGUACCGUACACCCUUGACGACGGGUCCGUCAUGGCACUGACCAACUUGAACGCCUCUGAGAGGAUCAGGUUGGUGCCAGUUGGCGUUCCGCAUAUCCCGAUGGGUUUCGAGCCAGGCAACUAUGAAAGUCGGAAGUAUCCAAAGUCAUACUACCACUUCAACCUCGAAGCAGUCCCCACGGACAUGUAUCUAUACGACGAGGAUAUUGAGGUGCUCAAGACGGCCGCCGAGGCGGGGCCGCCGACUGAAGGUCCACAAGGUGAGCUGCCUCAGUGGAUCGACUUCUUUGGGAAGCGAGAUCUCAACCGGUGGAUGCACGUCCUGGGGGCAUUUUGUUUCAUCUACGCCACAAGAGGGCUCAUGACGAUUGAGGGCAUCUGCAGCGCUCUCAAGCCAAUCUUGGAGGAGUUCGAGGCACAGAUGAUCAUCAACUGGGGGAAGUCGACGGGUGUGCUGAAGGAUUCCGAGGAUGGGCUGGGGCCGAUGGUGGGAGAGUGGUGGUGGUUGGUGGUGGCAUGGCAGUCAAGAGCCCAGGCCGUGAGCAAGGUGUGA
This is a messenger RNA of Ilyonectria robusta, 5655 nucleotides long. RefSeq lists its product as uncharacterized. Bases 1 to 5655 code for a protein of 1884 amino acids. Gene Ontology annotation, biological process: transcription initiation at RNA polymerase III promoter; 5S class rRNA transcription by RNA polymerase III. Gene Ontology annotation, molecular function: DNA binding. The transcript has 2 exons. The record is from RefSeq and is a predicted model, not a curated record. Gene Ontology annotation, cellular component: transcription factor TFIIIC complex. NCBI's taxonomy places the organism in Eukaryota, Fungi, Ascomycota, Sordariomycetes, Hypocreales, Nectriaceae.